Molecule: messenger RNA, 764 nt
Organism: Zychaea mexicana
Lineage: Eukaryota; Fungi; Mucoromycota; Mucoromycetes; Mucorales; Lichtheimiaceae
Exons: 2
Coding region: 266-697 (143 amino acids)
Source: RefSeq, a predicted model, not a curated record
ACAGCAACGCAUACCGAUCGUCUCAGGGAAUGAUGAUAAAUGCCAAUCAGCCCGUAACAUAUCAAAAUGUUGAUACCAACGCGUUGCAUCAUUCCGCUGCUGGUCGUGAUGCCGAGUCUGUUCGUAAAGGCGGCUUCUGGUACAGUCUGUGUUCCAUUGUCACAUGCAAUGCUUGCACUUAGUAGCAAACCUUUUCUUCUACUGCAAAAAUAUCCCAUCUAUCAUUAUGAUUGAACAAUAACCAUCUAAAGGAACACACAGACACAUGCGCCUCUUCUGUUAUUUUCUUUUACCCAUCUUAACCCAUCCGGCCUCUUUUAUUUUGACAAAAAAGAAACAUAUCCUCAUUUUUUUAAUUCUUUUCUUUGCCGUCUUCUAUCCGUCCCUCACCUCUACUUCUUUAGCUUUUCCCCUCAUCGAAAUCCCCUUUCCCCCUUUUGUUCAUAUUUCAUGUGAAAUUAGAACGCUCCCGCUCACACUCUCAACUCACAAUGUUCUAUUUCUUUUCUCCUUCUUCAACAUAUCCUAUUCUGUAAAGCAAAGCAAAUUUACUUAUCGUACUUUCGCUCUAUUAACGACUUGUUAUCGAGCGAUGUGUGCAGAUACACACAUCUAUCAUAGUAUGCGGUCCUAUUAUAUACAGAAGACUCAAGGACAUCCAAUCGAAAUGCAAUUCAUCGAUUUAAUGACAAGUUAAAACAGGUUUUUACUUGUUUAUUUGAUUAUCCUUUUUUUUCUCUAGAGUAUGAAAAGAACUUGCGUAA